This is a messenger RNA of Gaeumannomyces tritici R3-111a-1, 2661 nucleotides long. RefSeq lists its product as hypothetical. The record is from RefSeq and is a predicted model, not a curated record. The transcript is spliced from 2 exons. Gene Ontology annotation, molecular function: protein binding. NCBI's taxonomy places the organism in Eukaryota, Fungi, Ascomycota, Sordariomycetes, Magnaporthales, Magnaporthaceae. The coding region runs from base 1 to 2661 and encodes 886 amino acids.
AUGCCAGAGGUCCCUCAGAACAUGCAACAGGACCUCCAACGGCUUGAACAAACAUCGGCCGAACUCGACGCGACCGAGCACCGCUCUGCCGGAGCUGCCUCGACAAACACCUCCAACGCCGCCGCAAACAAGAACGGCGGCAGUGGCCCCGACACGCCCGCCACCCACACCCAGGUGCCGCGCAUCCAAGAGCCCGCUGCGGCCGAGUUCAAACCCUUCGAGGACAGCCACACCAAGUCGUACGACAAGAUGGCGGGCCAGGGUGACACCUUCGACGCCCCCAGCUUCUCGCCCUUCCCCAAGGUCACGGGCGAGAACAUACCCAUGGGCGACGAGGACAAGGAGGAGAUACUGUUCGACGCCCGCCAGCACGUCCUGCACUCCAACAAUGUCGCCAUGCAGCUGGCGUGGGCCCGCGACUCGCUCGCCUGGGUCGACAUCGCCGCCGAGGCCUGGCAGCGCGAGAACCCGGGAGCCGACCGCCCCAGCACCCCCAAGGUCGAGCACGAGCUGCGCAAGGACGCCGUCAACAUCGUCACGUACCUGUCGGAGCAGGGCCACCCCGAGGCCCUUUUCAUGCGCGCCAAGUGGCUCGAGUUUGGCAAGUUCGGCCAGCGUGCCGACAAGCGCGAGGCCUUCCUGGGCUACCGCAAGGCCGCCGAGCAGGGCUGGGGCCGCGCCGAGUACCGCAUUGGCAUGCUGUACGAGAACUCCAACGACAUGGAGAAGGCCAUCCGCCACUACACAAACGGCAUGGAGCAGGGCGACUCGGCCGCCUCGUACCGCCUGGGCAUGAUGAGCCUCCUUGGCCAGCACGGCUACACCAUGGACUACCGCCGCGGCCUUGAUCUGAUCCAAGUGGCGGCCGACAGCGCCGACGAGGACGCCCCCCAGGGCGCCUACGUCUACGGCAUGCUCAUCGCCCGCGACCUGCCCGACCUCAACAUCCCCGAGGGCCUGCUGCCCUCCAACCUGGCCCUCGCCCGCCAGUACGUCGAAAAGGCGGCCUUCCUCGGCUUUGCCAAGGCCCAGUCCAAGAUGGGCCAGGCCUACGAGCUCUGCCAGCUGAGCUGCGACUUCAACCCCGCCUACUCGCUGCACUACUACGGCCUGGCCGCCAAGCAGGGCCAGCCCGAGGCCGCCCUCGGCGUCAGCCGCUGGUUCCUAUUUGGCUACGACAAGAUGUUUGUCAAGAACGAGCAGCUCGCGUUCCAGUACGCCAAGCGCGCCGCCGAUGCCAAGCUCGCUACGGGCGAGUUUGCUAUGGGCUACUACUACGAGAUUGGCAUCCACGUGCGCAAGGACCUGCGCGAGGCCCGCCGCUGGUAUGAGACGGCGGCCGAGAACGGCAACAAGGACGCCCUGCAGCGGCUCGACUCGCUGAGCAACUCCAAGACGCUUACCAAGGAGGACCACGAGACGACGACGCUGACGCGCAUCAAGUCGCAGCACGGCUCCCAGCGCGGCAAGCGCCCGGACCGCUUCAAGCAGAAGGAGGCGGCCAUGCCGUCAGUGGCCGAGACGGGCUCGGGCUCGGCCACGCCCAUCGAGAGGGGAGGCAGCCCCAACGGCGGCGGCCUGGACAUGCCGGACCCGUCGAGGCUGUCGCUCAGCAGCAACAGCAGCGGACGCCCGCCAGCCUUUGGUGUCAACCUGCCGCCUCGGUCGAGCUCGGCCGCCCCCUACCCGGUUGACGACAGGCCACCCCAGGUCGGCGGCCUGCGGCCCCAGUCGGCGGCCCCGUACCCGGAGGACGACGUGGCCCACGCGCUGGCUCCUGUGUCGCCGCACUACAACCCCCAGAUCCGAGGCAACGCGGGCGGCGGCAGAGGCGGUGCCAACCCGGGCUACGGCGCACCACCCCUCAGCCCCAGCGGCAGGCCAGACUCGCACCAGCAAUACCCCCCACAGGGAGGUGCCGGCAUGAGGCAGUCUCACUCGCACGGAUCCGGCCUCGCCGCCGUGCAGCCAGCCGGACAGUCGGCUAAGAGCCGCGUUGUGUCGGAAGGCCCGGGAGGAUUUGCAGGCUGGGACGCCCAAGGGCCGGGCGGCUACCGGCAGUCCCCCGCCGGUCCCGGAUACGAACAGCAGCAAGGGGCACCGAUGAUGAGCGGUGCCGGCGGACCGGCGGACCCGACACGCAACCGACUGACCAAGCAGGGCGUCCCGCAGCCGCUGCCGGCUCAGGGGGCUUACAACCAGCGGCCUGGCGGUGGUGGGUAUCCGUCAUCGCACAUUGCGGGUGCGGGGCAGCCUGGACGCGACUAUGGACCUCGAUCGUCGUCGGCGCGGCCGCCGUCGGAGCAGUACGACCCGCGCUACGCGCCCAAUGCCAGGCCGCAGUCGAUGCGGCCGGAGCGUCUCGACUCGCUGCCGCAGCAGAACCGCAUGUCUACGGCCGGUCACCAGCCUCAGCAGCUCAAGGACAGGCCGGCCCCCCUGGACCAUGGUCGACAGAGCGCACCGCCCGUGCAGGGUGGACCAGGUGCUCGGCCGAGCCCGGGGCCGAGUCCUGGACCCAGCCCCGGGCCUGGCUCGGCGGCUUCUGGCAGAAAGCCCGUGGCCGGUAGUAACCAGUCGCAAAAGGGCCAAGGCCCAUCCACGUUUGAGGAGAUGGGUAUUCCCCAGGGCAAGAACGAGUCCGACUGUGUUGUCAUGUGA